Molecule: messenger RNA, 1548 nt
Organism: Cryphonectria parasitica EP155
Lineage: Eukaryota; Fungi; Ascomycota; Sordariomycetes; Diaporthales; Cryphonectriaceae
Exons: 6
Coding region: 1-1548 (515 amino acids)
Biological process (GO): transmembrane transport
Molecular function (GO): transmembrane transporter activity
Source: RefSeq, a predicted model, not a curated record
AUGGCGGCCAUGAUCAAGAAUGAAGCCGAUGGUGUCAGUGGCGGCGGCAGCACCACCAGCACAUCACCGGGUACUAUUGCUGCUCCUGUGAACCAGCAGGACAUCGAGAAGUAUAGGUGUGGUGAGAAAGACGAAAUCAGUGACGACCUAGAGGCGGGACGAAAAGAGGAGGAGGAGGAACACCAUCAUUGGACCACGACGCCGUCAGGUCAGGAUGACGUGCCAGACUCUGUCUAUGACAGAUUCUCCAACCAACGAAAGCUGGUCAUCGUCGUCUUGCUAUCCUUCUGCUCGUUCCUGGCGCCCAUCUCGUCGACCACUGUACUCUCAGCCACGCCAGAGGUGGCCGCCGAGUUUCAUACGACGGGGUCUGUUGUCGAUGUUACCAAUGCGCUCUAUAUGCUGUUCAUGGGCAUCUCACCCAUUGUGUGGGGUCCCUUCAGCGAGGUCUGGGGGAGAAAAACCAUCACAUGUGUUACCGCAUUCCUCUUCUUUGCCUGCAGUAUCGGAACAGCCCUGGCUCCGAACCUGGCUGCCUUCUUCAUCUUUCGUAUCCUGACAGCAUUCGAGGGCACGGCCUUCCUCCUCGUCGGCUCGGCAUGUCUUCAAGAUAUCUAUCGCCCAACAGAACGGGCCACAGCCAUGGGCUGGUUCUUGAGCGGCACACUGAUCGGUCCUGCCAUCGGACCUUUUGUCGGCGGCAUCAUCGUCACUUUCACCUCCUGGCGCGUUAUUUUCUGGGUACAGACAGCCCUGUCCGGUGUCGCGGCGCUGGGUGCCUUCUUCCUCCUCCCGGAGACGAUCCAUCAUAAGAAGUAUGACGACCUUCGGGGCUUGAGCAGGAAGAAGAAGGCAGCCGUGCUGGGAAGCAUGGUGAACCCGUGGAAGGUGCUGAAGUUGAUGUUUACCUAUCCUAACCUCUUACUCGCGGGAAUUGCCACCGCGUCCCUCGUCUGGAAUAUGUAUUCCCUCCUCACGCCAAUCCGCUACGUCCUCAACCCGCGCUUCCACCUCACGUCGCCGAUGCAGUCAGGUCUCUUCUACCUUGCCCCCGGCGCAGGCUACCUGACGGGGACCUUCAUGGGCGGCCGAUACGCCGACCACAUCGUUCGAAAGUACACCAGGCUCUCGCAAGCCCGGAUUCCCGAGGAUAGGAUGCGUUCCGCGCUGCCUUUCCUCGGUGUGGCCAUCCCGGCGUGCGUACUGGUGUACGGGUGGGCGGUAGAAAAGGAUGUGGGCGGGAUUGCCCUGGUUGUGGUGACGCUGUUCUUGCAGGGGGUCGCGCAGCUCUUUUGUUUUCCCAGCCUCAACACGUACUGCCUGGAUGUGAUGCAGGGCCGCGGGAGCGAUGUCAUUGCUGGCAACUACUUUAUGCGGUACCUCUUCGCCUGCAUGGGCACUGCCGUCGUCCUACCCGCCAUCGAAAGGGUCGGCGUCGGCUGGUUCAGCACCAUCAGCGCCGCCUUCUUGGUAGUGAGCGCACUGGGCACGUGGGCUACCAUCAUUUGGGGCCAAGGGCUCUGGGAAGAAGAACAGCAACAACAAUAA